Stegodyphus dumicola is the source of this 738-nucleotide messenger RNA. RefSeq lists its product as uncharacterized. Lineage: Eukaryota; Metazoa; Arthropoda; Arachnida; Araneae; Eresidae. The record is from RefSeq and is a predicted model, not a curated record.
AUGGCUGGGUUUGGUUUGAAGAACGAAGUGACCUGUGGGGUUAAAUCUAUGAAAAAUGUUCACGAUCGACCAUCAACGGCAACAAAUUUGUUGAAUGCUGAUUCUCCCGCUAAGAAGUGCGCGUUUUGCAGCGGAAAACAUGAUUCAUUUAAUUGUUUUAAGGCUAAAAAAAUGCCAUUUUCAGAGAGGCAAAAACUCUUAAAGGAUAAAGGACACUGCUUUCGCUGUUUAAAGGCUGGUCACUGUGCAAAUAAAUGCAGGAGUUCUAUUAAAUGUGCAAUUUGCCAUAAAAAUCACAGCGUAAUUAUGUGUUUAGAACUGCUUGAAAAUAAGACAAAUGUUAAGAAGAAUAUUUUAAACAGAAAUGAAAAAGAAACUAGCGAGGAAGAAAGUUAUGUAAAUCUUUCUAGUGUUAGCAACACACCACAAGUACUUUUGCAAAUCAUGAAAGUAAAAUUAAUUGGAAAUAAUUGUAUACUUUGUGUUCGAGCUUUAUAUGACACAGGAUCGCUAAAAUCGUAUUUAAGGAAGGACUUAAUUUCUACUCUAGGCCUGAUACCUUCCAGACAACAGAUUUUGAGCCACGCCCUUUUCGGAGGAAAACGAACUCCUGAAAAUGUGCAUAAUGUCUACAAAAUUAAGCUAAAGAGUUUAGAUGAUAAUUUUACUUGUACUUUUGAUAUUUAUGAGCAAGAUACAAUUUGUGAUGCCUUCUGCCUUAAAUGGGCCAUGAAUUAA